Messenger RNA from Heterotrigona itama, 730 nucleotides. The record is from the annotation of a GenBank genome assembly. NCBI's taxonomy places the organism in Eukaryota, Metazoa, Arthropoda, Insecta, Hymenoptera, Apidae.
AUGGCUGCUGUGAGUUCUGUAAGUACUCGAUGAUACGUAUUAAUUUCUGUGUGAGAAUUUUAACAGCGGUACUUCUUGUUUAUGUUCUGGUUAAGACAAGCUUCCCUGGAUAUAACUUCAUUCUCGAAUAAAUAAGUCAUCUAUCAUCAAUUAUUCUUUUUAGAUAUCAAAUGUCGAAAACCUAUCUCCACAAAUUAUUCGACGUGUAGCUAAGGAAAUGAGUGAAUUAGCUGCACAACCACCCGAGGGUAUCCGAAUUAUUUUAAACGAAGAAGAUGUUACUGAUAUUCAAGCUAUCAUAGAAGGACCAUACUUUCCUCAAGGACCACCAAAAGCAUUUUUCCUUACAAAAAUUUUUCAUCCAAAUGUUGCAAAAAAUGGAGAGAUUUGUGUCAAUACUUUAAAAAAAGAUUGGAAAUCAGAUCUCGGAAUUAAACAUAUAUUACUAACUGUAAAAUGUCUCUUAAUAGUGCCAAACGCAGAAUCUGCUUUAAAUGAAGAAGCUGGUAAAUUACUUUUAGAAAGGUAUGAUGAUUAUUCUGAACGAGCAAAAAUGAUGACAGAAAUACAUGCACAGGGAGGUGGAAAAGGCAGCAAAGCAGGUCUGGAAAGUUGCACAUCCUCUGAAGUCGGAGGACCUCUCCCAAAGAAGCAUGCAGGAGAUAAAAAAUUAUCGGCAGAAAAGAAAAAAAUAUUAAAAGACAAGAAGAGGACACUUAAAAGAUUAUAA